Molecule: messenger RNA, 254 nt
Organism: Staurois parvus
Lineage: Eukaryota; Metazoa; Chordata; Amphibia; Anura; Ranidae
Source: the annotation of a GenBank genome assembly
AAUCAAUAAAUUGUUACUAUACCCAGGACCUUGCAUUCACUAUAUCUGGCCUCCCACAGUACAUUAAAGUGAUGCUAAACCCAGGACCCUGCAUUCACUAUAUCUGGUCUCCCACAGUACACACAACAUGGAAAUGCAAUUAUUUUAGUAAAUAUAACCUGCUAAAUACCUUUUCUUAUCAGUACUUAGAGCAGUCUUGUGACUUCAGCAGAGCACUGGUUAAAGCUUGUAGGAGGAGUUUCCUUUCUGCUCUA